GGUUUGCCCCUCGCGCAUUAGGAGGGAACUACAGGAUGAGAUGAGCUCGUGCUGGCUGUCACUGCCGCCGCCCUAUAGACACCCGUGAACCGGAGCGCGAGCAGGACGACCUCAUCCCGAUCGAGAGGCCGAGGUGCGAGCCUGUCCCUGACCUCAAUCCGGUUCGGAUGCGUUAACAACGCUUCGCAGACUGAGCAGGCAAGAGAGGAGACUGUGGGCAGAGACGGAUUUUUGGGAUAUAGCUCUCGCGCUCUCGGUCUUGCGAUGGGAUGCACGUUAAGCGCAGAGGAGCGCGCCGCUAUGGAGCGGAGCAGAGCCAUAGAGAAAAACCUUAAAGAAGACGGAAUAACCGCAGCCAAAGAUGUCAAAUUACUGCUGCUCGGCGGAGGAGAGUCAGGCAAGAGCACCAUCGUCAAACAGAUGAAGAUUAUCCAUGAAGAUGGGUUCUCUGGAGAUGAUGUAAAGCAGUUUAAACCUGUGGUCUAUAGCAACACUAUUCAGAGCCUUGCCACCAUCUUGCGAGCAAUGGAGACUCUUGGGAUAGAGUACGCAGACAAGGACAGAGCUACGGAUAGUAAGAUGAUAUUUGAUGUGGUCAGCCGUAUGGAAGACACUGAGCCAUACUCAACAGAACUGUUGGGUGCCAUGAUGCGUCUGUGGGCUGAUGCUGGAACUCAAGCAUGCUUUAGUCGCUCACGAGAGUACCAGCUCAACGACUCUGCCCAAUAUUAUUUGGACUGUUUGCAGCGCAUUGGAUCUCCAGAUUACCUUCCAACUGAACAGGAUAUUCUUAGAACUCGAGUUAAGACUACUGGCAUUGUUGAAACACAUUUUUGCUUCAAGAACCUCAAUUUUAGGCUGUUUGAUGUGGGGGGACAAAGAUCAGAGAGAAAAAAAUGGAUUCACUGCUUUGAGGAUGUUACAGCCAUUAUCUUCUGUGUUGCCCUGAGUGGAUACGACCAAAUGCUGCAUGAAGAUGAGACCACAAACCGUAUGCACGAGUCUCUUAUGCUCUUUGACUCCAUAUGUAACAAUAAGUUCUUUGUGGAUACUUCCAUCAUCCUCUUCCUCAACAAGAAAGACCUUUUUGGAGAAAAGAUUGUGAAAUCUCCACUGACAAUCUGCUUCCCAGAAUACACAGGUCCAAAUACAUUUGAAGCUGCAGCUGCAUAUGUUCAGGUCCAGUUUGAAAGUAAGAGUCGCUCUCCUAAUAAAGAGAUCUACUGUCAUCUAACCUGUGCUACCGACACAGGAAACAUCCAAGUGGUCUUUGAUGCUGUCACUGACAUCAUCAUCGCCAAUAACCUACGUGGGUGUGGCCUAUAUUGAGCUCCAAAUCCACAUGUUGCCCUUCGAUAUGGUAAUAAGUGACUGAACUGGCACCCCUGUGACUUUGGCCAAGGCACUCCUUCAUUCAUAUCAUUCUGUCAAGUUUUUUUGUUUAGAAUAUUUCUCCCUUCCUUCACUAUUUUGAUUUGUAGUUAGUAAGUGCAUUGCUGGAGUAAAUAAUGUAUGGGUGUGCAUGUUUAGUGUAAAAAUGUGUGUGGCCAGGCAUAGAUGCUUUAAGCAUGAGUGCAUGUGUGUGGGUGUCAGUCACAAUGAGUGAGAAUGUUUGUCGGAUGAUAACACAAAAAGUUCUCUGCUGUUUCUGUUCAAUUCAAGUGCUGAUGUAAUUCUUAACAACAACAAAAUAAGAAUGCAAAAGGAUCGGUGACUGUUGCAGGCAUUUCUAAAUCUAAUAUCUAAAAAUAUCUGAAAUACCGAAUGCAACAUAUAUGUCAUUUGUUGGCUAAUCAUUUGGCAGGGGUGAAUGUCAUUUCAGGAACUGAAUGUUGUCAAGGGGCAGCUCUUACCCCUUUAUUGGGUCUGUGCUCACUGGCUUCAGGCUGUGACAUAAAAUGCCUUACAGUUCAUGAAGCACAAACUGUGAAGUUGACAACAUUCUCACUCAACAUGAGCACAAAUAGUUCAACAAUCUUUUCAGUUUUUUCUCUUCUGUAUAAAUCAUGAGGUGGUUUAUUUAUUUAUUUAUUGAACUACAAACGCACGUAUUUACAUAUUUUGUAUCGCUCCACUUUUUUUGCACCCUAUCAAUGUAGGGCUAAGGAUACAAACUAUCUAGCUUACAAACUUUAGGUGGAGAAAUGUAAUUCGGAGUCGUAUAUAACUGAAUCACUAAAUUAUCGGUUCUUUCUUAUCUCACUCUCUUGAUCGGAUUGUGUAAUGUGUGAAUGUGUACAGAUGUGUGUGCGUGUUAUGCAUGCACAGUCUAUUCACUCAUGACCUGUUACUUAACCCAGAUUUAUUCUCCUGUUUCUCUGCUGUGAAUGGGUUUUUUGUUUGGUGCACUGAAUGUUCUCUUUUCCUCCCUUGGGGUAUACAACAUUGUACUGCUGGUUUUAAUCUUCUGACUGACCGAUAAAAUGUUUACAUUAAA
Triplophysa dalaica is the source of this 2437-nucleotide messenger RNA. It is a transcript of the gene gnao1b, whose product is annotated as guanine nucleotide binding protein (G protein), alpha activating activity polypeptide O, b. The coding region runs from base 265 to 1329 and encodes 354 amino acids. The transcript has 8 exons. Lineage: Eukaryota; Metazoa; Chordata; Actinopteri; Cypriniformes; Nemacheilidae. Gene Ontology annotation, biological process: adenylate cyclase-modulating G protein-coupled receptor signaling pathway; G protein-coupled dopamine receptor signaling pathway. Gene Ontology annotation, cellular component: heterotrimeric G-protein complex. The record is from RefSeq and is a predicted model, not a curated record. Gene Ontology annotation, molecular function: G-protein beta/gamma-subunit complex binding; corticotropin-releasing hormone receptor 1 binding; G protein-coupled serotonin receptor binding.